Trypanosoma cruzi is the source of this 780-nucleotide messenger RNA. RefSeq lists its product as uncharacterized. The transcript has a single exon. The coding region runs from base 1 to 780 and encodes 259 amino acids. NCBI's taxonomy places the organism in Eukaryota, Euglenozoa, Kinetoplastea, Trypanosomatida, Trypanosomatidae. The record is from RefSeq and is a predicted model, not a curated record.
AUGAUGGAUCGAACACGACUUUUUUUGGCGGCGGAGUUCAAGCAAAAGUCCCGCUGGUCAAGCGUUUGGCCCAACAUGCAUUACGGUGCCAUGUACCUUAGUUACAGCAUUGGCCGAAAGCUUCCUAUGAAGGGGGUGAAUUGGGUCACGCGGGAAUCCAACCGUUUGACGAACUUCUCAAACCGAUACCAAGCCGUUAUUAACGACAUUGACGUGAAGAAAACUGAAGAGGAACUUGGCAUCACUCUGCAAGAUAUCCGUUGGAAUGAUCACCGCCGCAUUUACUGGAAAUGCUCCUUUUGCGGUUCCUCCUACCGCAAGAGUGUCAGUGUGCGCACGAAGUUUCAUGCGGGAUGCAACUUUUGUAAGGGUAGGUAUCCUUCCGAAGUCUUACGCGAACAGCAUCAGAGUUUGUCGCUUGCAGCGUCUGCACCGGAGCUGAUAAAACAGUUGAAGGAGACGGAUAAAAAGGAUAAUUUAGGGUCGCUGGCCCUCACGAGCAAAUUUCGCGCAGAGUGGAAAUGUCAGAGCUGUGGCGGUUCGUACCGCGCGAGCGUACGCAGUCGCACAGGUAUGGUGGAGAAUGGUCAAUGCCCGCUGCAUCCAAACAUUGUCGACUGGUCGGCGUACUGUCCGUCGUGUUCAUGGAGGCCAAAUAUGGAGGCUAUUGCGGAGGAGGUGCAGCGCACCGGCCAGUUCCUUGGAUUAGAAGCAGAAUCGAGGAAAAUUGCGUCGGCACCGCCAGCGCGUAUCCCACGCCGCAAGAAGUUGGUCUCCUGA